AUGGUGGCCCUGCCCGGGGACGACGAGCAGGAGUCGCUGCAGCCCCGCAUCGACGACGUCUACGAUGUCGUCUGGCCGGAUGCUGAUGCCUCGUCACGCUUCGGAGAGGUCGUUGUGGCUGCUCUGGCGAGCAAAGGCUACUGCGUUAUCCAAACUGGCUUGAGCGACGAGGAGCGUGAAGCCGCCUGGAGGAGUGCGCAGGAGCAGGACAGAUAUUUCUUUCGCAUGAAGCAGGAGGUGGAGACUGGCUACAUGGGCUUUGAUUCUAACAACAAGGUCGCCUGGCUUAAGGAGCGGCGAGAGGAGCAGUCAAACCCGGAUGGUCUUAACUAUCCGGAGGAUGAAGAACUCGACAACAAAGCCUUCGAUGGCAGUGAAAGGCUCUUCACGGACCUGGCAACUGCAAUUGCGCCUUUGACACCCACGCUGGGUGUCAGCUUUAGCUACAUCAUGAACCCUCUCCUGCGAGUGUCAAUGACAAAGAACGAGGAGGAGGAUUACCUGCCCGAGUCUGUCCGGGACAUGAUGCAAGAUCCGGAUUCGGGUUGGACGGUUCCAGUUCAGGAGUACCUCUUCUUCUCUCGACGAAGAAGGCUGUGCGUGAUGCAUCUCAUUGAGGCCGACGGAGGUGAGGUCUGGUUCUACCCGAAGGACGGUUCCUUCCUGUCCGGUGGCAAGCGGAGCAUGCGAGUGCCGGCUGCUCCGAACAAGCUCCUGAUUUUCCGCCACGACAUAAUGGAUUAUUCCUUCCAGGCCGUUGGCCGGAGCUUGGCACUACAGGCUUGGCUCAUGCAGGACAUCGGCAAGUCCCAAGCCAUUCGAGAGAUGUAUCUGAACCUGGGUCAGAUGGGAGACUCGGGCGAGGUCGUGUGCAACCCCGGGCCUGAAGUCCCCGAUGGACCGAAGGCGAGCAUCAUGGCUUUGACCACCCGGCUUCCGGGAGAGGCAUGGUCUCCAGCCCAAUACUGGUCCAUGUUCUCCUCAGGCACGGACACCUGCUCACAGUGGCCGUACUCUCGCUGGGAGACAGAGCCCUACUACGAGGAGGGCGCCGAUUCCAUCGCCACUGGCAAGUCGUACACCUGCCAUGGUGGAUUUGUUAGCCAAGACCAGAUCACUCAGUUUGACAACGUCUUCUUUGGUAUCGAUGACACGGAAGCCCGGUCAAUGAUUCCAGGCCAGAAGAUGUCCAUGGAGGUCGGCUACGAGUGCUUGGUUGCUGCGGGCUUCAACAAGAACAGCCUGAAGGGCCGGCGCAUGGGUCUUUGGUUUGGUGAUGUAGGGCCCGACUGGCACAGCUUUCAGACGGAGUGGGCAAGGUUUUGUCCUGACAUAUGCCCCACAAUGAUGGGCUUGAGCAUGAGCUGUGCAACCACAGCUGCACGCAUUGCCCACCAAUUUGAUAUCCGCGGGCCAGUUUCGUCUUAUGACACCGCGUGCUCGGCCUCCUUGGUCGCGAUGAACGCCGCGCAUUUGUGCAUGUUCGACUCGGACCCACCCAAGCCUGACAAUGCUGAAGCACUGAUUGUGGGUGUAAACACCCUGUUGGGACCUGGAUCCUUCAUAGGCAACUGCAUGGCCACAAUGCUUUCGCAUCAAGGCCGCAGCUUCACCUUCAACCGCAGUGCCGAUGGUUACCAGCGCGGUGAAGGUUGCGGAAGCGUUUUCGUGAAGCUGUACCAGGGCGACAAGCGCGAUGAAGAAGAGCGUGUUUGCGCGCUUAUCGGCACAGCAACCAACCAGGACGGCAGAAGUGCAAGCUUGACGGCUCCCAACGGCCCAGCACAGCAGGCAGUGAUCAAGAAGUCGAUGCGGUUCGCUGGCAUCAACCCAAACACUGUGUCUAUAGCAGAGUGCCACGGCACCGGGACUGCUCUCGGAGAUCCCAUUGAAGUAGGCGCGCUCAUGGCAGUGAUGCAUGAGCGCAAGGUCCCAAUCCUGAAGACCAGUGCGAAGAGCAAUGUAGCCCACUUGGAGGCUGGUGCCGGAAUCGCCGGUCUGACGAAGUGCAUCAUGAUGAUCAACUUCGGCACGGCACCGCCAAACUGCCAUUUUAACAUCAUCAAUCCGCACUUGACGAUCGAAGGGUACCCCGUCUACUUUGACACGGAGGACAUCGACGUGGGCCUCAGCAGUCUGUACUGUGGCGUCUCUUCCUUCGGCUUCGGCGGGACCAACUCGCGAGCAGACGUCUACGGCUACGCGACGAAGGGGCACAAGGCGGCCAUGAAGGCCAACUUGCCGACGCCCUCUCUUCCGAGGGCUUUGCACAUCGGGCAGACGCUGUACAUCAGUGGCUCUUGGGACAAAUUCGCGACCUACAAGGCAAUGGAUGGAGGGAGGUACGGCAAGUACACUUGCACCAUCGAACUUGGCGAAAGCCUGUGCGAAGAGUUUCAGUUGUCAUGUACGGAAGACAACCUGGAGGUGAUUCACCCCCUCAUCAAGAAGGCUGACAGUACCGAGCAGAUCGUCGGUCCGGACUUUGCAGGGAAGGGACUGAACUUCUUCAUCGACGGCCGGAAGGACGGCGCAACACCGGGGACUCUGUAUCAGAUCGACUUCAGGCUGGAUCUCGUGCGCCAAACUGUUCGGACAAUGGUGGAGCUUGGUCUCGUCCGUUUGGGUGGGGCGUUAGCUCAGCCGACCAUGGGACCAGAGGAUCCAGACUUCGAAGUUCAGGCGCUUACGCUGCACGGUGGCGUUCGCUUGGCGUCUGCGCUGCGAGCUCUCCAGACUCAGGGCCUCUUCUGCGACAUCGCCAUAUCUGCUGGCAAUGAGCAGUACCUUGCGCACCAGGUAGUCUUGGCAUCCAGGAGCAAGAUGCUUCAUGACCACAUCCUGUCCCAGAGUAAGGACCAGGGCUCUCCAGCUCCGGAACUAUCCUUGCCGCCGCAGCCGUUGGAGAUCCGUCUCAGCACAGACAUGGCAGCGCAAGAGGCUUGCUACGAGGCUUUGGCGCUCCUGGACCGGUUGUACGGCGAGGGCGGCGAAGCCGAGGUCGCCUCGAAGCUGUCGGCGGCGCUGGAGGUUACUUCCGAGGCACCCCUGGCUCUCGGCCUGCAAGCCUUGCAAGCGAAGGGCCUGCUGUGCGAUAUUUUGCUCACCGUGGGCGACAUUCACAUCCCGGCACACCAGGCCGUCUUGGCAGCAUCUUCUUCUGCUCUGAAGAGGCUGAUCUUAGACGGCGCAAAGCAACUCUGCGACAGCUCCGCCAAGAUGCCCUGCAACACCUUCGAGCUGGAAAUGCGCGGCAUCAAGCACGCCGAGGCAAUCCGCGUUCUGGUGGACUUCCUCUACGGGAGCCCAACAUGGACGAAGCAUCAAGUUUCAAAGGAGGUGUGCGCGGACAUUUUGCAUCUCGCUUCGGAGCUCCGCCUCCCGAAGCUACAGGAGCAGGCGUUGCAGUGGAGCCGGAGCUGCAGCCUGUACGGGAGCACAGGUGAGGCUGCACCUGAGGUUUACGAGGACCCUCGUGCUUCCACACCUCCUGCCGUAGAGCUUCCGGAAAGUCAACCGGAAGCAGAAGCCGUUCAUCCUGAUCGGCUCGAGUGUCACAAGGACCUGGAGGAAUGUGGACAGUUCUGGUCAAUGAAGUGCGUGAGGUUUAACUCAACUGCCCCAAUACCGAUGCAGCCGGCGAUGGGUGCAAAGGAGGCUGCAGAGCACGCUGGCGAGAUCUACUGCCGCCAGGAUGCUGCGUUCCUGGAGAAGCUGGUGCAGCUCUUCUGGGAGAGACCCGUCUGGCUCGAGUCCGGCCUCAAGGCAGCACCAGUGCUGGCGAAGCUGAUGGAUGCAGACAGGCUCCGGAGGCUGCUGCCCUUCGUGGCGUAUCAGUGGAAGGAUGGGCCCUGGCAGCAGGCCUAUGCGCGUCUAGGAUGGGAUCCAAGGGAGGAGCCCGAGGAAGCUCUGCAGCUCCAGGUAGUCGCAUUCAAGGACACCACCUUUCCUGGCAGAGGCAGAGAAAGUCCUCAGGUGUCCGAAGACAUCUACUUCUCUCGUCCUCCAACCCGGCGCUGGUCUCUCUAUUUGCUUGAGUUAAUCGAGGACAGCUUCAUCGGAUCCCUCGUGCAAGGUGCUGUCGACAACAAAGACCGACCGCAGUGUGACCGGAAGACGGGAUUCCUGGGGCAAGUGCUUUACGAGGCGAUUCUGGAUCGCUUGGAGGUAAUGGCCACGGAGCUCCGCCAGAAUCAGAAGCGGAAGAAGACAGGUGUCAGAGAGGCACCUCGAAAGAAAGCGCGAGGAAGCUGA
This is a messenger RNA of Symbiodinium sp. CCMP2592, 4254 nucleotides long. NCBI's taxonomy places the organism in Eukaryota, Dinophyceae, Suessiales, Symbiodiniaceae. The record is from the annotation of a GenBank genome assembly.